Molecule: messenger RNA, 1209 nt
Organism: Vicia faba (fava bean)
Lineage: Eukaryota; Viridiplantae; Streptophyta; Magnoliopsida; Fabales; Fabaceae
Source: the annotation of a GenBank genome assembly
AUGGAUACUGAAUUCGAAACACUCGAGGGACGAUUAACAUUGAUGCUUCCGCAGCUGCAAUGUGAGUGUGGUAUCCUUGAAAGAUUGGUAUACAAGAAUAAGAAUCAGCAUCGCCGCUGUUCCUAUUUCCACCAUCUUUUGAAGGUCAGGAGGGAUUUGAGGCUUCUGCGGUUGGUGAACUUGGAGGAGCUUGUAACAUCAUGUUUCAAUGUUAUCAAAGAUGAUAGACCAAAACAGAAAAUUCAUCUUCUAGAGAGUUUGAAAAGGAGAAAAUAUAAUGAUGAGAAGCUGAAUUUUUUGGAGCGUCUUUUAGGAUCUGCACGACUACUAGAAGAGAUGGUUGAACCAAUGCUGAAGGCUGCAACUGAGAUAUCUGUUUUGUUUGCCCGAUCCUUUUUUAUGGGACUUUCUGUGACAAUUAUGGCUUUGCUAGCGCGUCUACGUGUUUUGGUUCAACAAAUAUUACUUGAUGUUGUUUAUUUGUUCAACAUGGUUUCUUCCCUGUCCAAAAAGAAGCAAUCAGUAAAAAUAACUCAUAACGGAAUAGAGGUUUUUAGAGAGUUCUAUCCUGUUAGUGAUGACGAUGAUUGUGUUACGUUAGAAUGUGUCUGGAAUUCAGAUAAGUAUAUACUACAUGAGAGGAAGCAUAAAAGGGAGAAUGAAAGUCAAUGUGAUGAGGAUUCUGGUGGAAAUCUUUCUGUUCAAACAUCAGGUGUCAACUACAACACUAUCGAGUCUAUUCUUGGGGGUAAGAACCAUGAUGACCAACUUGAGCCUGAGAGAGGUGAAGCUGAUACUGCAGCUGGAGAGGAUCCGCCUCACGUCAAGGAUAUAAAUACAGAUUCAUUGACAAGCUCGAUGCAAAUUGAUGAUGUUAAGGAGAUGACUGUGUUUAGUAGUGAGGAAGGAGGGGAAAAUUCGACCACAAAAGCCCUUAUCUGCGAAUCUUCACCGGAGGGUGAUUUGCAUGCAUUACCGAAGUCUUCAACGAGUGGCAAACUUCAAUCUUGUUCAAAGAAGGUGGCAUUUAUGUCAAUAAAGAAUCCUACAUUAGCAUCCCAAAGUGUGCAAAGUAGUGUUUCUAUGUUAACUAGCAAUGCCAAGGCAUUCCAUUUCAUGGGAAAUGAAAGUGAUCAAACAAAAGAUGACAAACCACACUCACUUGCUAGUAUAUUUACUGAUGUAAAUGCAAAGGAUAGUCUUUUUUAA